AAUAUUUUUUUAUUCAGUAUAUUAGACUAUUUUAUUUUUUUCCUUUUUUCUACAUUUUUUAGCAUUAUAUAUUCUUUGUAUAUUGUUAAUAUAAAACUUGCUUCUCUGUGUAAAAUUUAUUACUACUAUUUUUAUUGCCGCUUUUUAUUAGUACUUAAUUUUUUUAUUAUAUUACAGGUUUAGCAGUUAUAGCAGGUUAUAGUAGUGUAGCAGUUACUGCUGAUGCCUCAUCUCUUGAUAUAUAUUGUUUUCUACUACAUUUCGUGCAUAAUCUCACAUCUCUUAUAUUUCAAUAAAAUUGUUAUUAUUUGUAUUAAAUGCAAUAGUAAGAAAGAAACUUUGGCAUGUAAUUGCCAAUAAAAUUAGCCAUAUAAAUUUAAUUCUUAUAUAGUAUCUUACAAUAUUAUGAUUAUUUAUUAUUUUUGGCAUAAAAUAUUGUUAACUUCUGGUUAAAUAUAAUGCACGCCAACUUUAGUUUAUCGGCGGUAUUAAUUGGUAAUAAAGAACAGAUACCAUAAUCCUUAAUUCCAUAAAGAAACAGAAAAUUGCCCACACAAUUUAGAAUUGCGUAAAAUUCCAAUCAUUCUAAACUUAAAUUCUAAACUUUCAGUAAUUGAACGGACAUGUCAGAACAACGAAGCGUCACGCCAACUAGGGGGGUAAAGUCGGGCGUCGGCGUCGGCGCCGACGCCGAGCGUCGGACGGGCAUGAGCGUCCGUGCCGGCACGACGCUCAUGAAAAGCGUCUCUAUAUUCCUGACAAGCGGUCGUAAGGCGUCGGCGAAUUCGAAGCGGCAGAUCUCCGUCGUUUCUGGUAAGGACGAGUCGUCGAGAAGGAGACAUCGCCGAAAGAUGCCGGAAGGCGGGGGCACCAGGAACUCCGCGUACAUCGUCAAAGUGAUAGAGUCACUUAAAAAAAAGACAAAGUUCUCCAGGGUGGAGCUGGACAGUCUUUGUAAACUUUACAAAAAAUUAACUACCAAUUUUAAUCAACAACAAGUUGGACGACCGACAUCUGUCGGCAGGAAGCCGCAAUCGAGGUUAAUUGUUGAGGGAAUCGAUAGAAGUAUUUUUCGAGAACUCCUCCACAGCACGUUUCACGUGAUUACGGAGGACGUUCUGAUAGAACGCUUGUUCUGCUGUUGGGAUCGCGAGAUCGAGAGUGCUAUCAGACUUGAGCCAUGGAUCAUGGGACUCGACGUGUUCCUGCGGGGCAAUCUGCGUGACAAGAUCGUGUUUUGCUUUCACGUGUACGAUUUGAACAAUGACGGAUACAUCACGAAGGACGAAAUCUUUCAGUUGCUCAAAAAUUGCCUGAUAAAACAGCCUGGCGAGGAAGAUCCGGACGAAGGAGUGAAAGAUUUGUCGGAGUUGGCUUUGAAGAAGCUGGACGUCGAUCACGAUGGAAAAAUAUCGUUUCGAGACUACGAGACAGCUGUCAAAGAGGAGCCGCUAUUGUUAGAAGCGUUCGGACAGUGUUUGCCUACUGAAGAAAGCUGUGCGAGCUUCUUGGCUACUCUUCAACCCUGAAAAUACGCACAAAAUGUUAGAUACAACGAUUGAUAUUUGACGACUUGACAAAGUUAUAGACAAAAAUGCGUUUUCAUAUUUUUGAUGAGAGCGGUUGCAAGAUGUUGACAAACUCAAAGUGGCAGGUUUCCCUCAUUUUUGAUAAGAACAGAUCAUUAAAAGAAAAUAUUGCAGAAAAAUACUAAAAAGCCAAGAUGUCAGGAACUUUGCGUACAUCGUCAAAGAGAUCGAAUAUAUUUAAAAAAAAGACUCCGAGCGGUUUUGUAUGGAGUAGAAUAAAGAUAAAAUAGAAUCGGAACUUCGUUAUAAUUUAUAUCUUUCAAUUUCUGAUUUCACAGUCUUUUUUCUUUGAACACAAGUAUGCUUGUGAUAAAAAGACAUUAUUUGGAAAAAUUUUUUUCCAUAAGUAAAUUUUUCUUUAAAACAAUAUUUAGCGAAUUUAUAGCAUAUCACU
This is a messenger RNA of Monomorium pharaonis (pharaoh ant), 1983 nucleotides long. RefSeq names its product EF-hand calcium-binding domain-containing protein 1. The record is from RefSeq and is a predicted model, not a curated record. The transcript is spliced from 4 exons. Bases 624 to 1529 code for a protein of 301 amino acids. Gene Ontology annotation, molecular function: calcium ion binding. Lineage: Eukaryota; Metazoa; Arthropoda; Insecta; Hymenoptera; Formicidae.